CGUGCGCCUCCACGUGACGUCGGACACCGCGUCCCGUUCCACUUCCCACCAGAAUUUCACAAUCCCCUUGUUCUGGCUCCUUUUCUUGUCUGCUACUAGUAGCCCUGGUCUCCAUUUUCCACUAAGAAAAGCACCGGAUCAAUUUUCUACUCUGGGGGAGCGGAUUGGGUAGUUGCCCGCUUAUUGACUCGUUCUUGGCGGUGGCGGCUAUUGUGAAUUUUGUUUUUAGUCUGGCCUGUUGGCUUCUUCCUUGAUCCGCUUCUCCUUUCUGGCCGCCGAAGGCAAACCACGCGGCUUGUUCUUAUUGAAUCCAUCAAGGGCGGAGGAAAGAUAGGAUCUUCGGCGCCGAUUCUUGGAGCGACAGCGCUAGCGCAGCGGGUUUUGGUGCUUCGUUUCUCUAGGGUUGUGUUCUUGCAGAAGUUGCUCUGAGGCAUGGGGACCUGUCGGAGGAGAGUUCUGGGGGUGUGGUUUUUCUUCUGGUUCUUGUUGACAUUUGAGCAGUGCGCAUCCCUGAAUCAUGAAGGUGCUGCUCUGCUGAAAUUUAAGGCAGCGAUCGAUGCGGACCCAUAUGGUGCUUUGUUGGACUGGAAUGAGGAGAGUUUGAGCCCCUGUUUUUGGUUUGGUGUGGAAUGCUCCGAUGAUGGACUUGUCAUGGGCCUGAGCUUAGCAAAUCUUGGUCUAAAGGGUGUUUUAUCUCCAGAGAUUGGAAAGCUUAUGCAUAUGAAAUCUCUAAUUCUGCACAACAACUCGUUCUAUGGUAUCAUACCUAGAGAAAUAGGAGACCUACAGGAUCUAAAGAUGUUGGAUCUUGGAUAUAAUAAUUUCAGUGGACCAAUUCCAUCAGAGCUACAAAACAUAUUAUCCCUAGAAUUUCUAUUUCUUAAAGGUAACAGCCUUUCUGGGUGUUCACCAGUUGGAGUGCACCAGCUCACUAGGAUAUGUGAACCUGAAAAUCAAGUACCUACCCCAACCACAAGGAUUGCUACAUUCAAAAUCAGAAGACUGUUAGUGAGCAAACGAAUAGAUUUUGAAAUGAUCAAUAUUUCGGAUCCAAUAAGAUCACCCAGUCCCAUGGUUUUUCCGUGGAAUUCUCCAGCAGCACCAUCUCCUUCUGAACCCAUUCAACCCCCUCCACCCCCUCCUGCACCACCAAGCCAAGAGAACAAGAACAAAAGUUCUGCAAUAAUAUAUGCAUCGAUUGGAGCAGUUAUUAUUUUUUUGGUGGCGGCCUCUUCAGCACUAUGUUUCUUUUGCUACUGCCGCAAGAAGACUAGCACCGUUGUACCCUUGUCUGCAAACAGUUCAAGCAGACAAUUACAGACCACUACCAUGGAAGGGAUAACUUUAUUCAGACGAUCAGAGCUCGAAACAGCCUGUGAGGGUUUCAGUAACAUAAUUGGCACACUACCUGGAUAUACAGUGUAUAAAGGAACUCUCCCAUGUGGAGCAGAAAUAGCUGUGGUGUCUACAACGGUGGCGUAUGCAGGAGGUUGGUCCGCUAUAGCUGAAGCACAUUACAUGAAUAAGGUUGGAGCCUUGUCGAAGGUAAGCCAUAAGAAUCUUUUGAACCUUGUGGGUUAUUGUGAAGACGAAAAACCAUUCGUUCGGAUGAUGGUGUUCGAGUAUGCUUCAAAUGGAUCACUAUUUGAGCGCUUGCAUGUUAAAGAAGCGGAGCAUCUGAAUUGGCAAUCACGCCUACGGAUAGCUAUGGGAGUACUAUACUGUCUGGAUUACAUGCACCAGCAGAACACUCCUGUAACCCUAAGGAACUUAAACAGUUCAUGCAUAUACUUGACUGAAGAUGAUGCUGCAAAGGUUGCAGACAUCAGCUAUGGCGUUGCGGAGAAAGAAGAAGAUGAAUACGAUGCUCACGAUGAAUACAGCACAGUGUAUAAGUUUGCUUUGCUACUGCUUGAGACCAUCUCUGGAAGGCGUCCAUAUUGUGACGACGAUGGCCUUCUUGUUCUAUGGGCACACAGAUAUCUCAACGGUGCUAGCCCUGUGAUGGGUAUGGUCGACCCAACACUAAAUUCAGUCCCUGAGGAGCAUGUCAGAGCAUUCUCAGAGCUGAUUCGGUUAUGCCUAAGUGAGGACCUAAGGCAGAGGCCGACAAUGGCUGAGGUCACUAAGAGGAUGCAAGAGAUCACUGAGAUCACUCAAGUUCAGGCGAUUCCAAGGAACAGCGCGCUUUGGUGGGCUGAACUUGAAAUCAUAACAUCAUGAAGUCUGUCCAUUGUGCAACUGACUUCCCCUGACUCUACAGCUCUGUCCAUCUGCUAUGAGAAGGGUAGGAUAUUGUACAGUUUACCUUUUUUUAAUACAAAGAUACACAGGUCUCCUGUGUACAGUUUAGUAUUUUUAGGCAGGGCAUAAGUUGUCAGGUAUGCCCGGGCACACAAUUCUUUCAUUCUUUUUUUUUUAGUUUUAACCAAGUAUUUAUUUCAUUAUUUGUUCUAUGGAAAGCAAAGAAAUCUAAAAGCCUGUAAAGUAUUUAGGCAGGCAUAAGUUGUACAGGUAUGCCCGGGCACACAAUUCUUUCAUUCUUUUUUUAGAAGUCGUCUUUCAUUA
Molecule: messenger RNA, 2568 nt
Organism: Sorghum bicolor (sorghum)
Lineage: Eukaryota; Viridiplantae; Streptophyta; Magnoliopsida; Poales; Poaceae
Product: protein MALE DISCOVERER 2
Exons: 8
Coding region: 433-2223 (596 amino acids)
Biological process (GO): protein phosphorylation
Molecular function (GO): protein binding; ATP binding; protein kinase activity
Source: RefSeq, a predicted model, not a curated record